AUGCAUCGUUGUCUAGACGGCCUCGCUAUGAGCCCACCAUCUGCUUCCAUCGAGAAUACAAUGGCAGGCAUCGCCGUCUCAGACGUCGUCGAACACGGGGGCUUCACCCCGCCUAACCCGUCGCCCUCGAACAGCGACGUCGUCGUCGACCUGGGAGUGCUCCCAGACUCCCCAUCCAAACUAUUCCCAAAGAAUGUUGCUUUUGAACUCCUGCUCGACGAAGAGUCCAAAAUGAAAGCUAGAAUACCAAUGAGGGUGCAGAUCUUCCCUCAUGAUACCACCGAUUCCAUCGUCACCACCGUCAAAAAUUUUUACGGCAUCUACGACGGUAGAGGGAGCGGUGUGAGUUUCGAGGAUGAAACCGGCACCACCCUCAUCGCACGCUACGAGAACCUGCGAAACAAUAUGACCGUCUAUGUCCGUGUCAUCCGCAGCCAUGACUAUUCAACCGCCCACCAGCCCUUCGGCCAGCAACCUCUGCUGGACUCCGAACCACGACCCUGCCUCGGCGAGCCCUUCCAGCCAUCGACCGACCACGGUCGCUCGUCUUCCCGCGCCGCAUCCCGAGCUUCCCUGAAGCGCAGCGCCUCCCCUGCUGGUCGUGGGCGUCGAAGUGCUUCCACCCAAAAAGCCUCGCGCGCUGGCAAUAAAAGCAGAGGCUCCAGCACCCAUGGCAGCUUCCACGACGACAAUCUGGUUCCCUAUAGCGACAGCGAUGGAGGGCAUACCUCGAUCACCAGCUCUAAGAAGGGCAGGGUCGAUCAUUUUGCUAGUUCCGAGAUUAGUAUGGAAAAUAUCCUCCACGAUGGGAGAAGAAAGCGACCCAAAUUCGAGAGCUCGGAACUGCCGCUCUUCGCUCCACCCCAGGUCCCCAUAACUACAUCUGCCUCUUCUAUCUCACCCCAACGUCGCUCCACCCUCCAGGAUGGAGCCUCACCUUUUGCGAGGCCAAUGCAUCCCUUUGAUGCGCAGCUCUCUCUACACUCACCACAUGGUGUUAGAAACCAUGAGCAAUUGAAUGCUCUCCAGUAUUCAGGCAACUCGCCUUGCGUGGCGCCCCAAAAUGGCCAUCGCCUACGUGAACGCGCAAAUUCCUACUCUGUCCACGUGCACAGGAACAACGAUGGCAUCCUCCCCACUCCAGACCCGACAAUUGCCAGCUGUAUCUCAGAUGAAGAUGUCGCUAUGCAGUUGAUUCGCUUGGGCGACGCUACCAAUUUCUCCCACGGUCGUCCAUCUCUGUCGACUGCCGACGACGCUUUUAGUGGCGUUGCAGAUGCGUCCUCUACGGGACAGACAACGGAUGGGGAGAUGAGUGCCGACGACGAGUCUCGAAACGCUGCAGAGUUGGAAUACAGUAGCCGCGGGUCCGGCGAUGAUAAUGGAGCGCAUCACGCAGAUGAGUUUGUGGCAAAGCACGAAGUUGAGCGUGAUGCGUUCUACGAUACCCAAACUGCUAGGACCAAGCGAUCUAAAUUCAAGUCUACCAGUGGGAUGGCGCCCAAGACAAAGCAGGGCACUAUUUCUCGAUCCGCAAAGGUGACUAAAGCGCGCCCCGGCAUGGUGCCUCGAAAGACAAAGGCAAUAGUCGCCAACGGCAUUGGCGCAGCGCCGCUUGUCUCCGCCGCAAAUCACCAGCAUGCUCGCAAGCUAUCUACUUCCGGACUGAAUUUCCAGCACGAACUUGCCGCCGACGAAGAAGAUCUGUCCACCAAGCCACGAUGCCAGCGAUGCCGCAAGAGCAAGAAGGGCUGUGACCGCCAGCGGCCCUGCCAGCGUUGCAGGGAUGCCGGAAUCGGCAUCGAGGGAUGCAUCAGCGAAGACGAAGGCAACGGGCGCAAGGGCCGAUACGGGCGCCACAUGGGGGUGCCCAUCAAGAAAGCGGUGGAAUCGAUGCCCGCGCAUCUACGCUUCCAAACCGCGGAUACUGCAGCCGCUACCUUCCAAGUUCCUACCUCUCAGGGCAUCAACAAGAAAAGAAAGCGUUGA
This is a messenger RNA of Ophidiomyces ophidiicola, 1989 nucleotides long. RefSeq lists its product as uncharacterized. Gene Ontology annotation, biological process: regulation of DNA-templated transcription. Gene Ontology annotation, molecular function: DNA-binding transcription factor activity, RNA polymerase II-specific; zinc ion binding. The transcript is spliced from 2 exons. The coding region runs from base 1 to 1989 and encodes 662 amino acids. NCBI's taxonomy places the organism in Eukaryota, Fungi, Ascomycota, Eurotiomycetes, Onygenales, Onygenaceae. The record is from RefSeq and is a predicted model, not a curated record.